GUCUCUUCAGAGACAUCUGAUAAAAUUGGAACGAUACAGAGAAGAUUAGCAUGGCCCCUGCGCAAGGAUGACACGCAUAAAUCGAGAAAUGGUCCAAAUUUUUUUUUUCCCUCAUUUUCCAUUUUGCACCCUCCAAUAGUCCUCCAGUUUCCAUUACCCAUUCCAUAGUGGUACAAUCUCCGGUGGCAUGGCCAUCCAAGGAGGAAGAACCAGAACCCUCCUCCUCCCGCUCUCCAUCCCAAACGCCACCAAAACCUUCCCCCUUUCCUCAUCAUCACAUCCAUCCAUCACUCCGUCAGUGUCCCAUCCACCACUAUCCGACGGAGAGGAUGAAACGAUAAUCUCCACGGCGGUCUCUAUCCUAAGGGAGCAGCGAUCCAAGAGCCGGUGGAGCUUCCUUAAAUCCGUGUACCACCCCGCGGGAUUCUCCGCCGCCCAGGCCGCCGAGAUCCUCCGCCGCGUCCGCAACCGCCCCCACCUCGCCCUCCGAUUUUUCCUUUGGACCCAGCGCCACUUUCUCUGCCGCCACGACCUCCACUCCCUCGCCGCCGCCGCCCACGUCCUCGCCCGCGGGCGCCUCCGCCCCGCCGCCCUCUCCCUCCUCCAGUCCGCCAUCCGCUCCCAUGACCCCUCCUCCGCGGCCGCAGGCGGCGCCGACACCGGCCGGCCGCCGGAGAUCUUCGAAGCGCUAGCGAAAACUUACCGGGCCUUCGACUCCGCCCCCUUCGUGUUCGACCUUUUGAUCCGAGCCUACCUCCAGGCCAAGAGGCUCGAUCGGGCGGUCCAGAUCGUCCGGAUUCUCCGAUCCCGCGGGAUCCAACCGGAGAUCGGCACCUCCAACUCGCUGAUCCGAUCGGUAUCUCGGGCGCGGGGAUCGGAUGCGGGAUUUGAGAUCUACGAAGAAAUCUUCAAACCCAAGGAUGGCAAUGGAGUUGCGGUUACGAUCAGGGUUUCUCCCAAAGUUCAGACUUUCAACACCCUUCUUCUCGCGCUCUACCGAGAAGGGAAGUUGGAGAGAUCGGAAGAGAUCCGAAAAGAGAUGGAGAUGUUCAAAUGCGAGCCAAAUGUUUUCACUUAUAGCAUUCUAAUGGCGGGGUUCUGCGACGAGGGAAGGAUCGAAGAAGCGAGGAAAUUGUGGGAAGAAAUGGCGGCAAAAGGAAUCAAACCCGACAUCAUGGCCUUCAACACUUUGAUCAGUGGUUACUGUGAGGCGGGAGAGACGGAGAGAGCUGAAGAGCUCUUCCGAGACAUGGUUCUGAGAGAGAUCGAACCGUCCGGGAACACUUACGAGCAUCUGAUCAAGGGUCACUGCUACGCCGGCGAGGUUGAUUCGGCUCUCCUUUUGUACAAAGAUGUGAAGAGGAGGGGCUUCGGAAUAGGAGUCUCGGCUGUAGAUGAGUUGCUCGGCGUAAUGUGUGAGAAGGGGAGGGUGGUGGAAGGCCUGGGAAUUUUGAGGGACGAGAUGAGGAGGGAGGAGCUUCGUCCGAGCCGGAAGAGCUACGAAUCGUUGAUUAGAGGAUUCUGUGAAGAAGGGGAGAUGGAGGAGGCACUGAAGCUUCAGGCUGAGAUGGCCGGGAAAGGGUUCGAGGUUGAUUUGAAGGUUUAUACUGCCUUUAUCCAGGGGUAUGGGAAGCAAGGGGAUGUUGAAAAGGUGAUGAGAUUGAAGGAUGAGAUGUUUGAGAUGGGUUUACAUUUGAAAAAAGAUUAGGCUAACUGCAAACAUUAUGGAAUUCCUUUUGUCCAUCCUUCAAUGUGGAU
Molecule: messenger RNA, 1758 nt
Organism: Phoenix dactylifera (date palm)
Lineage: Eukaryota; Viridiplantae; Streptophyta; Magnoliopsida; Arecales; Arecaceae
Molecular function (GO): protein binding
Source: RefSeq, a predicted model, not a curated record